AUGUCUUAUACUUUUUUAAAAUCAUCACCAAGAAAAAGUUUUAGUAGAUCAACAAGAAAUACUCCUUAUGAAAAUGUCCCAAUUUAUUCAAUAAAAGAUAUAGAAUCAUAUAAAUGUUGUUAUUUAUUUACAAUUAAAUAUACGUUGAGUUUAAAAAUAUUUAUAGUUAUAUAUAUUCUUAUGGCUAUUAUUGGAUUGUGUUUUGGUAUGGUAUCAACAAUUGUUUGGUUAAUAAUACCAAUUUGUGUAGUAACAACUACAUUAAUUGGAAUUAUUCAAAAAAAACAUCGUUAUAUAUAUCCAUUUUUAAUAAUAACUGUAGUUCAUUUAAUUAUUUCGAUAUUUAUGACUAUUAUUGUUCUUUUAUACUCAUUUUUUUCUUAUAUUUCAUUAAAAUUAUUAGUUGCAAAAAAUUUAAAUAGAUCACCUACGCAAAAUGAUAUGGUAAUUUUUAUUGCUUCAACAAUAUUCAUUUGUUUAAUUAUAACAGUAUUACAUUUAUUUCAAAUUCAUGUAAUUUAUGGAUGUAUGAAAUAUUAUGAAACAUUAAUAUAUUCUUCUCAAAAACAAUCACAGAAUAUAGAAAAUAAUGAUCAAAACCAAAGAUUUUUGUUACCAUUUUAUAAAGAAAAAAGUAAUUGUUUAAAUAUAUAUUCAAACCAUGAAAAAUAUUUUGUUCCAUAUUUGUAG
This is a messenger RNA of Strongyloides ratti, 690 nucleotides long. RefSeq lists its product as hypothetical. Gene Ontology annotation, cellular component: lysosomal membrane. Lineage: Eukaryota; Metazoa; Nematoda; Chromadorea; Rhabditida; Strongyloididae. The transcript is spliced from 3 exons. The record is from RefSeq and is a predicted model, not a curated record. The coding region runs from base 1 to 690 and encodes 229 amino acids.